Molecule: messenger RNA, 3192 nt
Organism: Clarias gariepinus (North African catfish)
Lineage: Eukaryota; Metazoa; Chordata; Actinopteri; Siluriformes; Clariidae
Product: potassium voltage-gated channel subfamily A member 7-like
Exons: 3
Coding region: 324-1892 (522 amino acids)
Biological process (GO): potassium ion transmembrane transport; protein homooligomerization
Cellular component (GO): membrane; voltage-gated potassium channel complex
Molecular function (GO): delayed rectifier potassium channel activity; protein binding
Source: RefSeq, a predicted model, not a curated record
UGAGAGGUGGUGUCCACUAAACAGGCUCUGAGUGUGCCACCGGGCUGAGGCAGGGAAACAGGACGCCCUCUGUAGGACGGUGACAGACCGAUGGACACGGAGGUGCAGGGACACGCGGCUCGCGCUGUUGUGGACGUAGUCAAGAAAACAGAGCGCGUGAUUUAGUCUACAUCUAAUACAGGCGCUAGACUGGUACAGUGCCGGCACUCGGCCUCUAGACAUUGCUUCCUCAAGCUUUUUUUUCUCUUUCACUUUUUUAAUCAGCUCAUUUGAGAAACAUCCAGCCUGGACCAACACUGUGAGGCGCUGGUAAAGGAGUUAAGAUGGACAGGCGUGGGGGAGGAGAUGCCAGCAGGACAGCAGAGAACGAGAGCGACAAGAGGAGCAAAGAACAGCGCAACAAGGCUGAAAAGGAUGAAAAGGAAAGUGAAGGAGGAAAGAAGGACAAAGUAAAGAGAGAGAGUCGGAGGUCAGGAGGCUGGGCGCUGAGCGAGCGUCUGGCCAUCAAUGUCUCAGGGAUGAGGUAUGAGACGCAACUACGCACAUUAGCACAGUUUCCCAACUCACUGCUCGGUGAUCCGCAGCGCCGCCUGCGCUAUUUUGACCCCCUCCGCAACGAGCUCUUCCUGGACCGCAACCGCUUCUGCUUUGAUGCCAUCCUGUACUUCUACCAGUCAGGCGGCCGUCUACGCCGGCCUGCCAAUGUGCCUCUGGACAUCUUCAUGGACGAGCUGCGCUUCUACGAGCUCGGUGAAGAGGUCAUGAUGCGUUUCAGGGAAGAUGAGGGUUUCCCUAAAGAGGAGCCAAGGCCGCUGCCACAGAAUGAGGUCCAGAGAAAGCUGUGGAUGCUCUUCGAGCACCCCGAGUCAUCAGGUGGUGCCCGCAUCAUCGCCAUCAUUAGCGUCAUGGUCAUUGUGGUGUCCAUCGUCAUCUUCUGUCUCGAGACACUGCCCGACUUCAGGCUGGAGAAAGAAUUGAGAGAGCAAGCGUCGUUCCACUCGCACCACUCCUCUGCGAACAGCACGGCCCCGGUGCCCCACUUCUCUCCGUUCCAGGAUCCCUUCUUCAUCGUGGAAACCAUGUGCAUCUGCUGGUUCUCCUUCGAGCUGCUGAUGCGCUUCGCCUCCUCGCCGAGCAAAAUGUCCUUUUUCAAGGAAUUGAUGAACGUCAUUGACUUCUUCGCCAUCAUCCCGUAUUUCGUCACACUGGGCACGGAGCUAGCUCGGUCCAAAGGUGGCACGCCCGCCAUGUCCUUGGCCAUCAUCCGUGUCAUCCGUCUGGUGCGUGUCUUCCGGAUCUUCAAGCUGUCACGCCACUCUAAAGGCCUGCAGAUCCUGGGCCAGACGCUGAAGGCCAGCCUGAGGGAACUGGCGCUGCUGAUCUUCUUCCUCUUCAUCGGUGUGGUGAUCUUCUCCAGCGCCGUCUACUUUGCCGAGGUCGACAGCCCCGACACUUCCUUCACCAGCAUCCCCGAGGCCUUCUGGUGGGCCGUCGUGUCCAUGACAACGGUCGGCUACGGCGACAUGUACCCGGUGACAGUGGGGGGCAAGUUAGUGGGCUCCAUGUGUGCCAUCGCUGGUGUCCUGACCAUCUCACUUCCUGUCCCUGUCAUUGUGUCCAACUUCAGCUACUUCUACCAUCGUGAGAUGGAGUGUGAGGACAGCCAGGAGUACACACAUGUCAACACGUUGCUGUGGGAGAAAGAGAAAGGGGACAGCGAGGAUGAGGACGGGGAUGGGGAUGAAGAGCCCGACUAUGCACCCUUGGAAGGAGGCGUGGACUGUAGAGGGAUCUGUGCGCCACUCAAUGGGACUCUACUCGCCGGAUUGUGUGCUGGGGAACAGAGAACGGGCAAUGUGUACCGAGGAGAACCGCUCGUCACGCAAGUGUGAGAGAGAGAGAGAGAGAGAGAGAGACCAGGGUUUCCAUCCACUCGUUCAAAUUCUAAUCCUACAUUUUCAUUAGCAUGAUUGUUUUGAGAUUUUCUCAGUUUUGUAGUCAUUAUUAAAUCUAGUCCUGAUGCAUUAAGUAUCCAAUCCAAACAAACUCGUCUUCUGUUCCUCACUAACAGCUUUAAUUCCUACCUGUAAUCAGUCCUGACUUACUGUUUGAUGCACAACUUAAACUUGUAAAAGCAACUUCAAGUUGUCAAGCAGGACCGAAUUAAAAUCCAACUUCAGUACAUUAAAUUUAUUCCUUAGGUAAUAUAUUUUGACAAAAUGCCAAACAGGCCACGUCCACGAGCAACGAAAUACCAGUGAUAAAUUCGGACUGGUUUGAAAUAAGUUCCCCUAAGCAACAUCUCGCUCAGGUGCCUCCAUGUGCACCAAUCAUACUAUUUCUAGUAGUGUCUAUAUAUAUGUAACAUUUAUAGUGGUACCUCGGCAUACAAACGCCCCAUUUUGUUGCAGCAAACAAAGCAUUUUCAGCACACGAGUGAACAAACCAAGCCGAACCGAAUGCCAGCUAAUUUGCACAAAUGUUCGAGAGCUGUUCAAAACUUGUUAGCGCCAGUGGAAAGCCAAGCAAAGCGAGUUUAUGUUUGUUUUUUUGCAUUUUGAGCAAGAUAGUGAAGCACCAUGGGUCCCAAGAAUAUUAUCAAGUCCGCAAGCAAGAAGAAAAGGGAGCCGCUUUCAGUUUGGAUUUUAACGCAGCCGGUGCCGAGAGGAAUCAUAAAUUAAAGUUAAGUGAGGUUUACUUAAUUUACAUGUUUUUAUAAAAUGUUUUGAUUGUUUUCAAAUGCGAAAAAUAUAAUUAUAGUGUUGGAAAUUGGUAAUGUUAGUAAUAUUUUCGAGUGGCUGGAACGGAUUAUCUGCAUUCACAUUGUUUCCUAUGGGACAAUGUGUUUCACAAUAUGAAAUUUAACUUCAAGAACUCGCCUCCAGAACAGGUUAAAUUUGUACGCUGAGGUACCGCUGUAUUUGCCAAAAGAGAGAAGGUAUGCUUUAGUAUUAAUCUAUUAAAUAACUUAUGGCACCCCCUGGUGGUUUAACGGCCCAAAGAGACCAAUUUUUUUAUUUGGAGCAGUAACAGUAUUUACUGUAUGAGUGGCUGAAAUCUACAUGGUUUAUACAAGAUGAUGUGGAGGGGAAUGUCUCAAAAGGAAGCAUUUUGCUGUUUAAUUUUGCUGCUGUAUCUUUGCAAAAGAAAAUCGAAAUGAUGAUGAGGCAACGUAAUAAAUAAAAAACAAUC